This is a messenger RNA of Penicillium paradoxum, 207 nucleotides long. RefSeq lists its product as uncharacterized. The transcript has a single exon. NCBI's taxonomy places the organism in Eukaryota, Fungi, Ascomycota, Eurotiomycetes, Eurotiales, Aspergillaceae. The record is from RefSeq and is a predicted model, not a curated record. Bases 1 to 207 code for a protein of 68 amino acids.
AUGAGCUCCCCAGUUCAAAUAACGCAACCUCAAACCAACGGUGUUGAUCGACCGUCUGCCACUUCUCCACAGAUCCUCGAUAUUGUUCGCUGUUCCCGCUGCCAACAAUCUCUCAGCCUGGGCCAAUCAGGCUGCGGCGCCGUUCAAUUCGGCAUGAACUCCUACUACUGCAAUCGCUGCGCCACCAAAGUCGGUUUCGGACGAUGA